Molecule: messenger RNA, 6421 nt
Organism: Amphiprion ocellaris (clown anemonefish)
Lineage: Eukaryota; Metazoa; Chordata; Actinopteri; Pomacentridae
Product: protein NLRC3-like
Exons: 5
Coding region: 2440-3189 (249 amino acids)
Source: RefSeq, a predicted model, not a curated record
AGAUAGAUAGAUCUGCAGAAGGAGUCAGAUAACCUCAUAUCAAAGAAAGGCACACAGAAAUACUGAUUUCAUUAUGAACAUGCAUCAAAUACUUGUGUAUUGACUCCACAUAUGUGCUGCCUUUUAGCUAAAUGUUGUUCCAAGUGGCUAAUUUCUGUGUUUCCUUUCAGUCAGUUUCAUUAAGGAGCCUUCAUCUGAACCUAAAUGCUUUUCUACCAGUUGCAACAGUGAAACAAAUCUUGGAACAAACACGUCUUUGUAAUGAAUGUGCAGCAGGUUGACUAAAUAACAUUUAAAAUCCUGUUUCUGAAGCCACCUGCUUCUCUUUAUGUACAGUGCAGUUGUUGUGUUUGUCCAGCAGAUGUCAGCAGAACACCAGUUAUGAGGAGAGUUUGUGAAAGAUGUGAGUAUAACAGAGCAAACAGUGAGCUGAGCUUUGGACUGAGGCAGGGCUGCAGAGAACAACAUCACAGGUAUUCAUGCCAGCUACAGUAGAAAAGUAGAUAAAAGCAGUAAAACUCCUCCCUACAUGUUGAACUCUUGUUCCAGAUGUCUGUACCUUUAUUCAUGUGUGAAGCUGAAGGAUUAAACAAACCUGACAACCAGCAGCAGUCCAGAAUAAUGUUGGUGUUUGUGUCUGAACUACAUUCAACCGGUUCAGCUGAUCAGACGUCUGAUAGUUUGUUAGUGGAUUCAAUCCAAAGUGGCAGAAACUAGAAAAUACGAUAUCAUUUCCUGUUUCCUCGUUUCUGACUGUGACACGAUGACACAAACUUAACUGCAUGUGGUCUUUGUUCUUUUCUAUUUUGUUUCAAUUUAAAACCAACUUUUUUCUGGUUUCAAGAUUUAAAAAAAUGACAAAGCAACUCCAUCUAAUGUCUGAUCUUCGAUUUUGCAGAUUCCUUGUUUGAUUUCUCAUUUGGUAUCAGCAGUAGAAUUGAGGACAGACAGGCAGCAGAAAUGAAAUGUAAAAAUGUUCAAAUCAAAGCCGAAAGAAUAGAGCCACACUUUUAUGACUUUUUGCAAACACAGGAUCUGCAGCAGGACUCUGAUCCAGAAAGCAGAUUCCUUGUGAAAACUCUGAGUUUGUUGCUCUGAGAUGAAGGAAAGUCCAGUUACCGUGGUAACAGACUGUGUGAACAUCACCUGGUCGCCAGCAGGUUUUUCCUUCAACAGACUCUGACUGUCUCUCUGACUCCUGCUGAGCCUGAAGGAUCUGUCUGACUCACCGUUUCUACCUGUCAAUGAAACCUUUCUAUCAGAAGUUCAUACUGACAAGUUUCUAUAUCCAGUCACAUUCAUUUCUCAUUUCUGGCAUUUCUUCUUCACUCUCUCCACAGUUGUUGUGUUUCAGAGGCUGAUGUGAACAGAAAGCAGUUUUUCUCAAGGAUGUAGAUGUGGUUGAUGUGAACAUGAGGAAGAAUCACAGCAACGUGUGAACAGUAAAGGUUGUUGUGUUUGUCUGCUAUGCAUCAGUGUGAGGACAGAGAGGAGGGAGUCCUUCCCUCUAAAAGAUCUCUGUGUGGGGAACAUGAGAACCAGAGCAAAGCUCAGAGCCCAGAGCAACAGAACACACACUCUGCUGGACCUGGACCCGGAUCUGGUCCUGGGCCUGGAUCCAGCUCUGUGUCCAUGAAGAGUGACUGGUCAAUGGAUCCUCCUCCUGUAUUCAGACGAUCUGCAGAUGGAAGGAUCCAGCAGCAGAGACCAGACUGUCCUGAACCCAGCUGUCUGUCCUUCAAGAGUGACCAGUCAAAGAACGAUUUCACUGAAUUUAAAGACAUCUGUCCAUCUGCUGAUCAGAUAACUUGCUGCUGCAGUUUGCUGACGUAAACUAAACUGUGGCUUGAAGUAGAAGGUCCAGAGAGUGUUUGAAGGCAUCGCUAAAGCAGGACAGCCGACCCUCCUGAAUGAGAUCUACACAGAGCUGUACAUCACAGAGGGAGGGACUGCAGAGGUCAAUGAUGAACAUGAGGUGAGACAGAUUGAAGCAGCAUCCAGGAAAGCAGACAGAGCAGAAGCAAGCAUCAGACCAGAAGACAUCCUUAAAGGCUCACCUGGAAGAGAUGGACCAAUCAGAACAGUGAUGACAAAGGGAGUGGCUGGCAUCGGGAAAACAGUGUUAACACAGAAGUUGACUCUGGACUGGGCUGAAGAUAAAACCAACCAGGACAUCCAGUUCAUGUUUCCAUUGACUUUCAGAGAGCUGAAUGUGCUGAAAGAGAGAAAAUUGAGUUUGGUGGAGCUUGUUCAUCACUUGAUGAGUGUCGCCUUCCUCUGGACUUCCACAACAAUGAGGUCCUGACUGAUGUUACAGAGUCCACCUCAGUGGAUGUGCUGCUGACAAACCUGAUCAGGGGGAAGCUGCUUCCCUCUGCUCGCCUCUGGAUAACCACACGACCUGCAGCAGCCAAUCAGAUCCCUCCUGACUGUGUGGACAUGGUGACGGAGGUCAGAGGGUUCACCGACCCACAGAAGGAGGAGUACUUCAGGAAGAGAUCCAGAGAUGAGGAGCAGGCCAGCAGCAUCAUCUCCCACAUGAAGAAGUCACGAAGCCUCCGCAUCAUGUGCCACAUCCCAGUGUUCUGCUGGAUCACUGCUACAGUUCUGGAGAAGCUGCUGAGAACCAGAGAGGGAGGAGAUCUGCCCAGAACCCUGACUGAGAUGUACAUCCACCACCUGGUGGUUCAGGCCAAAGUCAAGAAGGUCAAGUAUGAUGGAGGAGCUGAGACGGAUCCACACUGGAGUGCAGACAGCAGGAGGAUGAUUGAGUCUCUGGGAAAACUGGCUUUUGAGCAGCUGCAGAAAGGAAACCUGAUCUUCUAUGAGUCUGACCUGACAGAGUGUGGCAUCAGCAUGAGAGCAGCCUCAGUGUACUCAGGAGUGUUCACACAGACCUUUAAAGAGGAGAGAGGGUUGUACCAGGACAAGGUGUUCUGCUUCGUCCAUGUGAGCGUUCAGGAGUUUCUGGCUGCUCUUCAUGUCCAUCCAACCUUCAUCAACUCUAGAAUCAACCUGCUGAAAGAACAACAAACAACAUCCCAUUGGACUGAACUGUUCCAAAGUUAUUCAAUAGUUUUCUACCAGAGAGCUGUGGAUGAAGCCUUACAGAGUCCAAACGGACACCUGGACUUGUUCCUGCGCAUCCUCCUUGGUCUGUCACUGCCAACUAAUCAGAAUCUCCUAUGAGAUACCUUGAGUGGCACCAGACAUUGAAAUGAAGAAGAAAUUGAAGAAAACAAGGGUGGUCUAAUAAUUUUUUCCAUGACUGUAGUUAUGAACUUGUUGUCUCACUACUCAGUUUCUCUGCAUCCACAGUACACAUACUCAACACUUUAAGUUGUUAUUUAUUAAAUUAUUAUGGAGUUGUGAAUAGACUGUGUUUUUGGCAUGCAUUUUUUAAAAAUAAAUUAUUUAACCUAUUUUAACCAUAUUUUACCUUCAAUUGUCAUGGUAAGGAGAAUGUUGCUUUUUUUUAGUCUUGGAACUUAUUUUAUUGGAUUCCUUGACCCUAAAAAUGUACACUUUGACACCAAGUUUGUCAUUAUAGCUAUACCAGAAGCAAAGACAUGGGUCUCUGAAGUAUAGUUGGCGCUGAUGUGUGUGAUCUCACUCGUGUCUUAGGAUAAAUUCACGGUUCCCACACGUCCUGAAAAACCUGGAAAAUGAUUGACCAACUUUCCAGUCAUGGAAAACAUAUGAAAAAUGAGAAAAAAGGUCAAAUGUCCUGGAAACAGUUAACUUAUCCUGGAAAAUAUUUAUCCUCCCCCUGUCAAUGCAAACGGGUUAAAAGUUAUGCGCAUGCAUGUCUGUUGUCACCAAUGUUCCCUCUAAUUUUCCAUGAAUCUGAGCAAACACACAAACUCCCUGAGCGUUCCUUGGACCACUGUGAGCAACAUCAGACGUGUGCACUGUGGUCACACCAGCAUCACAUCCAUUCAAGUUACAUGGUUCAUUAAAAGAAUCAAAUUACAGCAUUUACAUUUCUGUUAAAACACUUUGUCAACAGGAGCCAGUUGAAGGCUGCAGUGAUUUUAGUGACACUACAAUGUAUAAGAGUGAAGUUAUUGAAUAUUUGUCUCUCUUUACUGUUGCAGAGGUUUUGCAAAUUGCAGACGGACCCUGUUCACUCCAUAGACACCAAUGUUAUUCCUGUAGCUUGAAAGACAGCUACUUUUGAUAAAACUGGGCUUGUAGCACAUUGUCUGCCUUGCAACAAUGGGAAAGAGGCAUCGUUUAUGUUUUGACAACCUAUAUCUAAUGAGUUAUUGAUGCUGGAAGCCCGAAUCUGUGAAUAUCUUUCCAACUUUACUGAACUUGGGGCCACUACCACCUAAGGAGUGAUAUAUUUAAUUUUGAAAAAAGCAUUUAGCCAUGCUUAAAGCUUUAAGUGCUUUAUUAACACGGAACUAAAAAUUUUGUAUUGUUUUAUUAUCACAGGUUCUGUCUGAAAAGAGGUGGCAUCAUUUUAAACAGUGAAAUCAAACUAAUAAAAUGUAAUGACCAACCAGUGAGCAAUACUGGAUUCUGCAAAAACAUAAACAACUUUAAAAAAAAAUCUAAAUCUUAUCUUAACACAGUUAAUGUAUUGACUUAUUUUUGUGUGUAUGCAUGUAUUUAUUGAUUUAUUUAGUACUGUUAACAUAUCAGAGUUCUGAGUGAAUUUUUCUUAAGAUAGGCAAAGGCCAUUUAUUGAUUACAUAUAGGCUAGUAAAUGUUUAUUAAAAACUAAAAAGCAUUUAAAAAAAACUAUUCAAUUCAAUUCAAUUCAAUUUUAUUUAUAUAGCGCCAAUUACAGUCAAAUUGUCUCGAGACGCUUUACAGAACCCAUAUGCCUGACCCCCAGAACAAGCCAAAAGGUGACAGUGGCAGGAAAACACCCUUUUAACAGGGAAAAAAACCUGGAGCAGAAACCGGCUCUAAUGUGGGGGGAACCAUCUGCCUGCUGGCCGGGCGGGUUGACUUAGGCAUUUAUUGAGUCACUAAAGUACUGUAGAGUACAGACCACAUCAGCAUGAUUAUAAGCAUCCUCUGGUAAAUUAACAACCAGAUACUGAUGUCUCUCACCAUAUGGACUUCAGGAGAUGACUGGGGGAUGAUAAACUGUGACCUACUGGUUGGGUUCUCUCUGUUCUCAUGUUUCUUACAUGUUUGUCCCCUGACAGCCGGGUCAUAAUGUUUUUUGAGCAACACACCAUACUAUGACGUUUUUACAAUGAUGGUUCUACUAUGGAACCAGUUUGACAUGUUCAGGUGUUCUUUGUGUGAAAACUCAGAGAUUUCAGGUAUCAGAAGGUGGUUUUCAACUUUCUUUGUUAACUUUCUGCUUCAACUUUAAACUAAAUUUCCUUCACUAACCCAGCCCUCUGGACUUCCAGUAAGCUGUGUUCCUAUUGGCUGUCCAGGUGGCUGCUAGGUGUUAUUAGGAACACCUGAGCAGCUCAGUGUCUUCCUGCUUUAUUUAGCUGCAGACAAACAUUUCCUCUGCUUCUGUUCACCACUGAACCGGGUUUAGCUCCAUUGCUUUAGUUUGUUCUUUAGGUGUUGGCUUGCAGCUUCCAGCAGUAAACUCGUCUUUAAUGUGUUUCUUGGUGUGUUUUAGGGCUUUGUACUGGAUAGUUGUCUUGGUAAAUGUGGUUCUUUAGCCACAGUUAGCACAUGGUGCUAAUGUGUGCAGUGAUUAGUGGAUUUGUUGCAGCUGAGUUGUGUCUUUAUCUUGGCUGUAGUGAGUCUUUAGAGGUUUUUGGUCAGACACAUUCUGUAUUCUUGUUUGUGAACCAUCGUUGGUUGUCCAGAAGGUAAGAGUGCCUGUCCUGAUUCUCUGUUCUCAGAGGUUCUCUGGUAGGCUGCAGGAGACUUUAGCGUUUGGAUUGUACUAGUUUGGUUUUUGUAUGGUUUUAUUUGGACGACUAUCUUGAGGCCCCUCCAUGUGGUUUAGUGAGGUUUUCUGCAACAGUUCUACAAAGCAACCUGCAGCAGAAGAGACUUUGAGAGUUUUUAGGAAGUUCUGGAGACCAGACUUCAGAGCAGCAGAAACAUUUGUCAGCAGUUUGAGCAGGAGAAGGUGAGCUUCAGAGUAGAAAUGAGACAGAAACCUUCUUGACCCGUGUGGUGAGGUCCUGUACCAAGAGUUUGAGCAGGUUGUGAAGAGUCUGUAGUUCUUUGGUCUGAAAGCACAAGAAGAAUCGACUCAUUAAAGGAGAAAACAGGAGAUAUUGUUGGUUCUUCUGUCGCUCUGCAGUUUCCUUAGACUGAAUGUCAAGUUUAUAUUUUAAAUGAUCUCCCAUGUGAGCCCAAAAAGACUUCAAUAAACUCCCUCCAUCCCCUGAACACAACAUAUUUGAUUACCAUGUUAAAUCUUUUUUUUUUAAAUUUUCUUGAGUUUUAAUCAUAGUUUUAGCAUAGUUUUUUCUCUUUGCUU